Molecule: messenger RNA, 1981 nt
Organism: Rhinolophus ferrumequinum (greater horseshoe bat)
Lineage: Eukaryota; Metazoa; Chordata; Mammalia; Chiroptera; Rhinolophidae
Gene: TXNRD2
Product: thioredoxin reductase 2
Exons: 18
Coding region: 29-1603 (524 amino acids)
Biological process (GO): glutathione metabolic process; cell redox homeostasis; cellular response to oxidative stress
Cellular component (GO): cytosol; mitochondrion
Molecular function (GO): thioredoxin-disulfide reductase (NADPH) activity; flavin adenine dinucleotide binding; glutathione-disulfide reductase (NADPH) activity
Source: RefSeq, a predicted model, not a curated record
CCCCGCGGCGGUGGCGGCGGUGGCGGCGAUGGCGGCGAUGGCUGGGAGGGCGGCCGCGCUGCGAAGAUCAGGAGCACGCUUCCGGUGGCGGACGCGAGUCGCCGCCGGCGGAGUGCGGGGCGCGGCCCAGAACGCAGCAGGGCGGCAGGACUAUGAUCUCCUGGUGAUUGGCGGGGGAUCCGGCGGGCUGGCCUGUGCCAAGGAAGCUGCUCAGCUGGGAAAGAAGGUGGCCGUGGUAGACUAUGUGGAGCCUUCCCCCCGAGGCACCAGGUGGGGCCUCGGUGGCACCUGUGUGAAUGUCGGCUGCAUCCCCAAGAAGCUGAUGCACCAGGCAGCGCUGCUGGGGGACAGGAUCCGAGAUGCCCCCCACUACGGCUGGGAGGUGCCCCAGCAGGUACCACAUGACUGGAGAAAGAUGGCAGAAGCUGUUCAAAACCAUGUGAAGUCCCUAAACUGGGGGCACCGGGUGCAGCUGCAGGACAGAAAAGUCAAAUACUUUAACAUCAAGGCCAGCUUUGUCAAUGAGCACGUGGUUUGCGGUGUCACAAAAGGUGGGAAAGAGACUCUGCUUUCGGCUGAGCACAUUGUCAUCGCUACUGGAGGGCGGCCAAGGUACCCCACAAAUAUUGAAGGUGCCUUAGAACAUGGGAUUACAAGUGACGACAUCUUCUGGCUGAAGGAAUCCCCUGGAAAAACGUUGGUGGUCGGAGCCAGCUACGUGGCCCUGGAGUGUGCUGGCUUCCUCACCGGGCUCAGCCUGGACACCACUGUCAUGAUGCGCAGCAUUCCUCUGCGGGGCUUUGACCAGCAAAUGUCGUCCUUGGUCACGGAGCACAUGGCUUCUCACGGUACCCAGUUCCUCAGGGGCUGCACCCCCUCAAGAGUGAAGAAGCUCCCGGAUGGCCAGCUUCAGGUCACCUGGAAGGACCUUGCAUCGGGCAGGGAGGACAUGGGCACAUUCGACACCGUCCUGUGGGCCAUAGGUCGAGUUCCAGAAACCAGGAGUCUGAAUUUGGAGAAGGCUGGAGUAAACACCAACCCCAACACUCACAAGAUCCUGGUUGACGCUCAGGAAGCCACCUCCGUCCCCCACAUCUAUGCCAUCGGAGACGCAGCAGAGGGGCGGCCUGAGCUGACACCCACGGCUACCAUGGCAGGGAGGCUCCUGGCCCAGCGGCUCUGUGGCCAGUCCUCAGACCUGAUGGACUAUGACAACGUCCCCACAACAGUCUUCACCCCACUGGAAUAUGGCUGUGUGGGGCUGUCAGAGGAGGAGGCCGUGGCACGCCAUGGAGAGGAGCAUGUGGAGGUUUAUCAUGCCUUUUAUAAACCCCUGGAGUUCACAGUGGCUGAACGGGAUUCAUCCCAGUGUUACAUAAAGAUGGUGUGCCUACGGGAGCCCCCGCAGCUGGUGCUGGGCUUGCACUUCCUCGGCCCCAACGCAGGCGAAGUUACUCAAGGAUUUGCUCUGGGGAUCAAGUGUGGGGCCUCCUAUACGCAGGUGAUGCGGACGGUGGGCAUCCACCCCACCUGCGCUGAGGAGGUGGCCAAGCUGCGCAUCACCAAGCGCUCGGGCCUGGAGCCCACCGUGACGGGCUGCUGAGGGUAAGCGGCCAUCCCUGCCAGGCCCAGGGCACACCGCACGCCUGCUGCUCCCACAGACCAGUGCUUCGGAGGCUCAGAUCCAGGACAAUGGAGACCACGCCCAGGCGAGCCUCGCCCCUGCCUGGAGAGCCCCUGAGGUAGACUGUGUGGGGCGGCGUGUCUGGAUGGCUUGCCCCUGUGUCCUGCGGGGAUGGCUCCGCCGGGGCUGUCAGCCCCACACCUGUACCUCGCACCCCCUCCUGCCUGGGCCAGCCCGGCCAGGCCCCGGAUGCCAGACAAUGACGACCUGUGCAGAAACCCACCCUAUGGGCUGCGCAUGUCCGAGCCCCCUGGCGUUUCUGGAGUACAAAUAAAGAGGGUGUUUUCCUGAAGCGUG